AUGGUCGGGGCAACGCGCCUUGAGGAUGAGGAGCCAGAUACAGAGUCAGUGACUGUGGGUGUUGCGACUAGUUCUUUGCUCUUCACAGAGGCAAUCGAAGAUAUGCGUCUUACAAUCUUUAACGGUGAGGAGAAGCCCAAUGGGAAGAGCUUGACCUUUCAUGAUAUUGGGCCGAUUGCACCGUUUGAGGAGAAUGAGAACACUAAUGAUAUUGGGAUUGAUCUUGAUGCUAACCCUGAUAAAAAGUUCCUCAUCCCUGGUCUUUUAGAAGAUAUCAGGGCCUUCAUCAUGCGCGACUCCUCCAGCGAAGGCCGAGACCGCUGGUGCAACAAGGCCGGUGCUCUUGAUAUCGACGGUGAAUGCUGGUUCAUUCUCCGGGCUGACCCCAAGGAUCCAUACCUCACCCGCGAGACUGAAGAUACAGCUAUGAACUCGUUUGCUAACUACGAUAUCAAUAUUGAACACGUCUACUGCAACGAUAUUGCCUGCCAGGAUAAGCUGGGUGAUGGCCAGUUUGAUGAGUGGAACUCACUCUUCAACAACAUGGGGACUGAUUUUCUUCAGGCCCCGCCAAUGGAUGAAAUUGGGUAUCCUGAAUGCUUCUGGGGUUCGUUGCCUGUGUUCAGUGUGACGGAUGCCUCGAGGGAGAACGCGCUGGCUGCUUUGGCUGUUGAGGCUGCGGCGGAUGGGAUUUGUGUGUCGACUGCGUUCCCUGGGCCUUUCAAGAGUGAUCCUAUCAAGGCGCCAGAGUACCUUGGGGUGAAUGACUGUCCUUAUAUUCGCGGCAUAUGA
Molecule: messenger RNA, 792 nt
Organism: Podospora bellae-mahoneyi
Lineage: Eukaryota; Fungi; Ascomycota; Sordariomycetes; Sordariales; Podosporaceae
Exons: 4
Coding region: 1-792 (263 amino acids)
Source: RefSeq, a predicted model, not a curated record